AUGCUUCUGACCCUCUUGACUGUCCAGCGAGGUGACCUCUAUCAAAGCGACGAAACAACUCCGGUUCGCGCUGCUAAUGGCGGAACGGCUGCAAAGAUGGUCGAGACACACAUUCCAGCGCUAGCUGAAGACCAGUCACCGCAGAUCCAGUCUCUUCUCCGAUACCCGGCCUCGACUCCGCACCUCAACGCAUUCGGGCUGGUCAUCAAGGACUCGCCUACCGGAUCGGGUCGUGGGAUCUACGCCACGCAACCGAUCGCUUCGGAGACGCUCAUAGAGAUCAGCCCCGUGCUGCUCUUCCCCCCGGCCGAGUACCGAGAGUACGGAAGCAAAACACAGCUCGACGGCUACACAUUCAUCUGGAAACGCACGGGCAAAGAUACAGCGAUCAUGGCUCUUGCGUUGGGUCUGGGGAGUCUGUUCAACCAUUCUGCGAGGCCGAACGUCAAGUGGACGUUGGAUUACAAGACGCAUUCGAUACGGUAUGAGACGGUGAGGCGGGUGGAGGAGGGGGAGGAGCUGGUGAUUUCGUAUGGUAGCGGAAGGAUGUGGUGGGAGCCAGAGAUGACGGAGGAGGAGAAGGUGAGGGAGGAGGAGGAAAGGAGGAGGAGAGAGGACGUUUCCGAAGAGGCAUUGCAGAUGGGUAGGAUCGGCUUGGAUGAUGACGAUGAUGACGAAGAAGAAGUUGAGAGUAGCAAAAGAGGUGUGGUCAACGGUAUCGAGGUGAAACAGAAGGCUGGACCUAGCAGAUCGGCGAGAAACUUCCCACCGAUCUACCGUCUCACCGCCGCGAUCGACCCCGUCACCCUUCCCCUCACCACCCAAGAAGCUUGGAUCAUCGACAUCCCUCCCACCUCCGCCUCCCUCGCCGUCAAGUUCCUCCACCAACACUCCUCCAUCCUCCAGAAUCGCGAUGACGGUCUGCACUCGACCCGCCACCUUCGGUCCUUCCGAACCGCCGCGGAUCCGGAAACCAAGAAACCUCGGACGCAAUUCCUCCUCUGCCUCCGCACAGCUCUUCCCGACCGCAACCAGCUCGUCGAAUGGCUCGCCCGCACCGCGGAUGGCAUCUUUGGCAGCGAACCGAACCCCUACGUAGCGCCGGUACCUGUUAUCGCAGCACCCACCAAACAACGCUUGCCCGAGUGGCAGGCUGUCUGGCCGUGCAUCGUCCGCACCAACCCGAAGGAGCUUGUGCCGGGAAGUGGUGGGAACAGCGCUGGACCGGUGCUGCUGGUAGAUAGGGAGAAAGAUGCGGCGGUGUGGACGCAGGAUGAGGGGAGGUUGAGGUGGGCGCUGAAUCGCUUUAAACGCGUGGUCGCGCUGGCUAGGUAUGCGAUUGCGGAGGGUGGGGAUGGGGAGGGGGAGGGGAGGUUGAAGGCGAUCGCUUCGGCUGUGCAUGUGACGCAUCCGUACGACGUCGCACGACGAUUCAGCGCCACGGAAGGAAGCAUGGAGUGGAUGGAAAGAGAGCAAUGCGAUUGGUCAGAGUUGAUCGGUCCUACCGCACCCCUCAUCGGACGCGUUCAACCUCGAUCCACUUCCACGAACGACAAACACCAUUCCGACCUGCAAAAGCACUCCCUCCUAUCCACCCUACACAUGUCAGUCGACGAAUGGACCCGCUUCAACACCACCACCUGCCCCCUCUACUCUUCCUCUCCACCUUCCUCCGGUACCAUCGAGCUCGACUCUCUCGACCGCCGAAUUCCCCUCCGCAAUCCACUCAAACACGCUGUCAUCGACGCCGUUUCCCGCGUCUCUGUCCUCCGAACCCUCGAUCGCUCCCUCCCCUCCCCCACCGCUGAAGCCAACGGAUCGGACUACCUCCUAACCUCGCUCUCCCUGUUUGCGUUGUACGAACCGUGCGUGUACUGCACCAUGGCGCUCGUCCACUCGCGCGUAUCCGAGGUGUACUUCCUCCUCCCUUCCCCCGGUCGAGGUGGCUGUUGCGGUUCACAGCUUCCCGAACCCAACAGGUGCGACGAUGCAGGCCAGGAUGGUGGCAUCUAUGCGCUGCAGGAACAGAAGGGGCUGAACCAUUCGUUCGCCGUUUGGCGAUGGAUGGGCGAUCGAUUAAAGAUGCCCGGCCAGUCAGAUGGGUCGCUCGUCGACGAUCUAGCAAGAGAGUUUGAUAUCGGUCUUCUGGAUCCUUAA
Messenger RNA from Pseudozyma hubeiensis SY62, 2157 nucleotides. RefSeq lists its product as hypothetical. Gene Ontology annotation, cellular component: nucleus; cytoplasm. Gene Ontology annotation, molecular function: protein binding; tRNA-specific adenosine-34 deaminase activity. Lineage: Eukaryota; Fungi; Basidiomycota; Ustilaginomycetes; Ustilaginales; Ustilaginaceae. The coding region runs from base 1 to 2157 and encodes 718 amino acids. The transcript has a single exon. The record is from RefSeq and is a predicted model, not a curated record.